This is a messenger RNA of Cynocephalus volans (Philippine flying lemur), 1725 nucleotides long. RefSeq names its product olfactomedin 4 (gene OLFM4). The record is from RefSeq and is a predicted model, not a curated record. The transcript is spliced from 7 exons. The coding region runs from base 1 to 1725 and encodes 574 amino acids. Gene Ontology annotation, biological process: signal transduction. NCBI's taxonomy places the organism in Eukaryota, Metazoa, Chordata, Mammalia, Dermoptera, Cynocephalidae.
AUGAGACCAAAUCUCCCCUUCCUGCAAGCCCUUCUGUUCUUCUUCAGCCUGGCUGCUGGGGAUUUGGAGGAUGUGGGAGAUUUGGGAGCCCUGAUCCCUUUCUCCAACUCCAGAUCCUUCUCAAGUGUUGGCUCCAGCUCCAACUUCAGUGCCGGCUCUGGCUCCUUGGGUGACAGCAGUUCCCUGACCCAGUCGUUUUCCAAUUUGACCGGCUCUGUGGAUGACCACGGGACCUGCCAGUGCUUCGUUUCCCUGCCGGACACCACCUUUCCCGUGGAGAGAGUGGAAAGCUUGGAAAUCACAGCUCACAUUCUCUACCAGAAGUUUGAGAUAGAGCUUUCUAAAGUGAAGGAAUAUAUCCAGUUAAUCAGUGUGUAUGAAAAGAAACUGUUAAACCUUACUAUUCGAAUCGAGAUCAUGGAAAAGGAUUCCAUUUCUUACACUGAACUGGACUUUGAGUUGAUCAAGCUGGAAGUGAAGGAGAUGGAGAAACUGAUCAUACAGCUGAAGGGCAGUUUUGUUGGAAGCUCAGUAAUUGUUGACCAGCUGGAAGUGGAGAUAAGGAAUAUGACUCUCCUGGUAGCGCAGCUUGAGACACUAGACAAAAACAAUGUCCUUGCCAUUCGCCGAGAAAUCGAGGCUCUGAAGAAAAAGCUGAAGGAAUGUGAGGCCUCUAAAAGUGAAAAUGGCCUGCUCAGCCCCCCUCUUCCUGCUCCAGGGAGCUGCAGUCAUGGUGGUGUGGUGAACAUCAGCAGACCCUCUGUGGUUCAGCUCAACUGGAGAGGGUUUUCCUAUAAAUUUGGUGCCUGGGGUCGGGAUUACUCUCCCCAGGAUCCAGACAAAGGGCUGUAUUGGGUGGCGCCAUUGAAUACAGAUAACAAACUGCUGGAAUAUUACAGACUCUACAACACGCUGGAUGAUUUGCUAUUGUACCAAAAUUCUGGACAGUAUCGGAUCACCUAUGGCCAAGGUAGUGGUACAGCAGUUUACAACAAGAACAUGUAUGUCAACUGGUACAACUCCCAGAACAUUGCCAGAGUUGACCUGACAACUAACACGGUUGCUGUGUCUCGAACUCUCCCUGAUGCUGUCUAUAAUAAUCGUUUUUCAUUUGCUAAUGUCGAUUGGCAAGAUAUUGCCUUUGCUGUGGAUGAGAAUGGAUUGUGGGUGAUUUAUUCAACUGAAGCCAACACUGGUAACAUGGUGAUUAGUAAUCUCAAUGACACUACACUUGAGGUGCUAAACACUUGGUAUACCAAGCAGUAUAAACCAGCUGUUUCUAACAUCUUCAUGGUAUGUGGGGUUCUGUAUGCCACCCGUACUGUGGACACCAAAAGAGAGGAGAUUUUCUACUACUAUGACACAAACACAGGGAAAGAGGGGAGACUAGAGAUUGUAAUACAUAAGAUGCAGGAAAGAGUGCAGAGCAUUAACUAUCACCCUUUUGAGCAGAAACUUUUCGUCUAUAAUGAUGGUUACCUUCUGAAUUAUGAUCUUGUCUUCCAGCAGGAACCCCAGAAGGAACCCCAGCUGAGUGUAGAGACAGAUAUGGCCUUCAAAAUGCAACAAGAUAUGAAGAUAAAGAUAUGUAUGCCGUGUGAGAUGCUACUCUUGGGAGUUGACACUUUCCCCAGAACUCCUGAGGUGAUGGUGCAGAUGGAGCCACCCCAGGGCCUUCAGCAGGCUCUGAUCUGCACCGGAGAGAAUCUUGGUAAGUCAUGGUAG